AGCCAUUGCUAUUCCCAUUCGUUCUGUACCGACAGUUCGUCGCACUCGCACUCGCAAGCAACCAGAAAUAGGCCCAGCAGGUCCGGCACGGCUCGAUGAACCACCCCAUGAACGGCAGCGGAUUCAUGGAGCAGCAACCGCUUCCCAACAAAACGGUUGGCUCUGUCUCCCCGGGCGGUCCCCCGAUCGCAAAGAAGCAGCGCGGGGGAGCCACCCCGGGAAGCAUCCGCCAGCGCCCCCGAUCGAGGGGCACGGCGAGGAACGGGAUCGCAGGCAAGGGGUCUGCGGCAUCGGGCGCAUCGGGCGGCCCACCGCUGUCCGUGCCCCCGUCUCUGUCCAAGCCUCUGAGCAACCCGUUGAGCAACCCUUUGAGCAACCCUUUCGAAAAGUCUUCGGCUUCCUCCCCAUCCCUGGGCGGGGUCGACGAUGCCAUUGCCCGCCGCCGAGCCGAGCUCCGUCGCCUCCAACAAAAGGCCAAGGCCCGCAGCGGGAAAACCACGUCGUCGGCAUCGUCAUCGUCUGCGGCAUCGUCUGCGGCUCCCCCGUGCCCCCCCAAGGGCGGUGCCCCACCUCACAAGCGGAGCUCGGACCUUUUCCCGACGGUCCCCAAGUCGAAAUCGAAUGCGAAGCCGAAGCCUCAACUGGAUUCGCAACCCGAAGAAGGCGCAGAAGAUCGAGCUAACUCCAACUCUAACGCCGGAGCAAGGACCGUUGGAACCAAGGCGUCUGUUCCCCCUCUGAAUGCAAACAUCGACACGAAGACGAACACGAAGACGAACCCGCACUCGAACACGGCCAGAAGCAACCCCAACGCAAACAACCCCAAUCUUCCACCGCAGACCCCCUCGGCCGGUGCGGUUCCUCCCACCCCCGCGGUCGGACGCCGAUUGGAAUUUCCCUCCGGAACCAAGCCAACUGCCGCGGACACCGCAGCCGCAUUUGCACCUGCAACCGAAACUGCACCCGGACCGCCCGUCGCUGCUCCACCGUUACGGCGAGCGCGAUCGAAGUCUCCCUUUGUGCGUGGCAGUUCGGAAUCGCUCUCUUCGAAGGGUCUCUCCCACACGCCAAAGGAACCCUCCGGAUCGGCAACGACAUCGGCUUCGGCAUCGGUGUCAGCGGCGCAGCGGAACCGAGCCAAGUCGGCUCCUCCUCGCCGACCGCCCGGGCCCCCUCCCGGUGGCCCCCCAAGGAGCAGCGCUGGCAGCAGCGCUGGCAGCAAGGGGGCAGCAGUUCCCGGUACCAAAAAGACGAGAUCGUCGAGGCGACCGGCACCGAUCGCUCCUUCGAGUCUCCUGAAGGUAGGCAAGGAAACGAACAACCAGCCGGGGCCAGCAAACGAAAAAGAAAACCAGAAGGCAGACCAAAAGGCAAACCAGAGUGGAAAUGCCCGGGGCAGCUCAAAGGCACGAUCCAACUCGGUGGACGGGACCACCUUGAAUACAACAGAAAAAACGCACUCCUCUCCGGCUCGUGACAGCAACAGCAGCAAUGCAGAGAAGAUGAACACCAAGGGCCCAUCUGACAUGCACAUUUCGGGCCUGGUCGAAACAGAAUCGAAGUCAAAAAUUGAAUCUUCGUUUGCCCCCCCUCCACAGCUGGUGACGGAAGCAGAAACUCCAAAGCAAGCGACAGCGUCUCGAAUCGGUACGGAUGCGAAUGCGAAUGCGAAUGCCAAUACGGAUAUGCAUACAGGCGCGGGUGCCGGAACGGGUACAAACGGGAGCCAUACCAACAAUGGAAUCAAAACGCCGCCGUCCAGUGGAUCCACGGCCCGACGCCAGAAGCUUCAGUUGAUGCGGGAACAGGCGGCAGCCGCCAGCGAUAUCUUGUCGAAGCCGUCCGAAACAACGAGCAGACCGGACGGGCCGAACCACAGAGAUGCACAUGUCAACAACAACAACAAGAAGAACAAGGCUGUGUUCGGCAUCGACGUUACUGCCGUCAGCAACGCGCCCCCCGCCACCGAAGACUUUGCGAGAGCCGUCGGGCUUGUACCUGAUCCGAAUGCCACCUCCGCUCCACCGAUAGGGAACCGAGCGGCGAAGGACAAAAGACAAGAAUCGACCACUCAAACCGAUGAGAAACAAAAUCAAGAACAAGAACAGAAACAGAAACAACCGGCCCCUUCGUUGGUAGACGGAACUAGAACCGGACCGCUUGCAUCGUCACCAUCCACUUCGACGUCGUUGCGCAGCGCAGCCCAAUCCAGGCUCGAAGAUGCCUACCGAAAGGCAGAGAAAGAGAAGACAGCGGCCCUCCUUAAAAUCAAGCAACUCGAGGAUCAACUGUCCCAAAAAGCGAAGGAAGGAAUUCAAAGGGCUUCUUCUUCCACCAACAAUAGCGAUAGCCACAGCCAUAGCAACAACAAUAAUAUGCAGCAUCUGCUAUCGAUCGCGGAAACCCAGGGUCCGGAUGCCGCUUUGCAGUGGGCCAAAUCAAUUUCAACAUCUUCCACCGGACACAAAGGGCCUGGGAAUUCCCGUUCCCCCCUGCGCCCCGCUGCACAAAUGGGGUUCCAUACCGGCAUGGGAUCUUCAACCCCGAGAAACAACGGCAAAGGAAGAGUGCCAAGCCUGGGCCUGAUGAAUGCCGAAUCCCCGAUGCGGCGGGCAAGGAUUGCAAGCCGCACCCUAACGCCACACCGGGGUCUUCAUUUUGCCAGCGAUACUACCAACAACAGCAACGACCCAUACGCCAACGAAACCCCGGAACAGACCGAACGACGGCUUAUACGCAGCUUCCGCGAGGCUGCAAAGUAUGUUCCAUUCGAAUUUUCCUCCGAACUGGCAACCUACACUGUCCGAAGGCCUUACGGGUUGCCUACUAAUCCAGGCUUGUUCGAUCAUUGCCAACCUUCCGGAGACGACCACCCGAGUGUCUAUGCCAAGCGGGCCCACGUCUCCGACAAAACCACGUUGGAGGUGGCGGUCGUGGUCAAGGCGGACCAAAAACCCUGUCUAGUCUUUGCCGCGGCCGGGAUUCGAUAUCCGACAACAUCAGCCACUUCGUCCUCUUCCACCGACACCACCGGCAACUGGAAACACUUCGACAACGUCGACGCCCUGGAUCGUCCGCUCGGCCACGUCACUUACAUCGAUGCACGAGCCAACGAAAAGGAAUACUCGAUGGACGAAAUUCUUGAAGAGGCUCUCUUGGUUAGAGAGCAAUACUGCGGCACCCUUACGAGCACGGCACUUGGUCUCGAGAACCGGCCGCCCAUCCCCGAAGUGAAGACGUUGCCUUCGGAAAAAAAGGAGGCAGAAAAAGGAACCACGAAGCGGGAAGGAUCGAGCACCGGUCCGCAAGGGCAACGCCAACAGCACCAGAUCCAUCCUCCGACCCAAGAAUUGGACGAAUCAACAGGGGCGUCGUCGGACGUCCUGGUUGUGUUCUUUGGCAUGCUCGCAUCGCUUCUCUUCCGAUUCGUAUGGGGGGCGGUUGUUGGCGUACCGUUCCGCAUCCUUCGUACUCUCGUAGUUCUAGUAGCGGCUGUUGCGAUCCUUCAAGCCCUCCAUGGGUACCUAGCGGACGAUUACACGGCAUGGGCGCUGCGCGAAAUGAAUGCAGAUACGGCUGCGACUGGCACUUCCUUCUCCUCCAUGUUGGCCAGUGACCUAGUUUACUACUCCAAUAGGCGACCGGGCAUUUUAUAACCAAAAAGAACGCAGUGGAACAAACCAUUAUGCGCUGCGGAAUGCAGGUCCAAUGGAACGAACGAACUCAAACUCUACGAGCCAAGAAAGCAACGACGGAAGGAAUCAAUUUAAUUAUUCUAA
Pseudo-nitzschia multistriata is the source of this 3779-nucleotide messenger RNA. Lineage: Eukaryota; Bacillariophyta; Bacillariophyceae; Bacillariales; Bacillariaceae. The record is from the annotation of a GenBank genome assembly.